Molecule: messenger RNA, 462 nt
Organism: Arvicola amphibius (Eurasian water vole)
Lineage: Eukaryota; Metazoa; Chordata; Mammalia; Rodentia; Cricetidae
Product: secretoglobin family 2A member 2-like
Exons: 3
Coding region: 1-462 (153 amino acids)
Biological process (GO): androgen receptor signaling pathway
Source: RefSeq, a predicted model, not a curated record
AUGAAGCUGGUCCUGGUCUUCGUGCUGGCCGCCAUCCCCAUUUGCUGCUAUGCCAGCAGUUCUGGCUGCCAUGCAAUGGAUGACAUCAUUGCACAGACUAUUAACUCAUCAGUGUCUGUGGCUGAUUAUCAGGGCGUGGUUAAGUCAUACGCACCUCUUCCUUUCGACAAAAAGGCUGUGAGCAAAUUGAAACAAUGUUUCCUAGACCAGUCUGAGGAUACUCUGACCAAUGUUAAAGUGAUGGUGGGAACCAAGUUUAAUGUGCAGUUACUCUCUUUCUUUUCUGCAUCUCCUCCUGUCUGCCUAAACACCCUUCUUCUAAUAGUCUACAACACAUCCCUACAGACUGAUGAGACCUGCUUUAGGCCCACAUCAGAUGCUGUUUUGGCACCUCCUAAGGGUAGUAUUGUCAUGUCCUUGGAAAAACUGGGUCUGGUGGCUCAUCCCAGUGAUCCAAGUUAG